GCACGCAAAGGAAAUUGACACAAACGGAGCGACUCUGUUCAAGCUCUGUUCAAGUUGUACAACGCGGAGCUGGACUUUUAUUCACGGGAAUCCAUGACAUGGAGAGGGAGGCCGAGGGGUGAGAUGGGCUGUGGAUUGGGUCCAGUCACAGCAGAUGCUCAACAGUCACCAUGAAUAGCAGCAUUAAAGGGGCACACUCGAGUGCCAUCAAAGCAGAAGUGAGACGGCAUGAGAGUGUCCAGAACAACAUUAACAAACUCCGCAAGCAGCUGGAGAGGGUGACCGACCAACAGCUCCGAACUGGCCUCAAGCUUUACCUCCACAGCAUCCAAGUGGCCUGUGCAAACAGUCAAGAAUGGACUUUAAAUCGCUCUAUACCAGAACUGCACGUGGGUCUGUUGGGAAGUCUGAAGAGUGGCAAAUCUGCCUUGGUCAACAGGUACAUCACUGGCAGCUACGUUCCUAUGGAAUGCCCUGAAGGAGGGAGGUACAAAAAGGAGGUAUUGGUGGAUGGACAGAGUCAUCUUUUACUAAUCAGAGAGGAGCCUGGGCUGCCUGAUGCACAGUUCAGCAAUUGGGUGGACGCAGUCGUCUUUGUGUUCAGUUUGGAGAAUGAAGCAAGCUUCCAAGAAGUGUACAAAGACUUCAGCGAAUUUAGUUCCCACCGAAGCUGUGCUGAUAUUCCACUGAUAGUUGUGGGCACCCAAGACAAGAUAAAUAGCACCAACCCUCGCGUGAUCGAGGAUAGCCGUGCUCGUCAACUGUCUGUGGAUGUGAAGCGUUCCGUGUAUUACGAGACCUGUGCCACCUAUGGCCUCAAUGUGGACAGAGUAUUCACAGAGGCUGCUCAGAGGAUUGUUGCUGCAAAAAAGCAAGCAGCCCUCCUCGCUGCCAGCAAAUCCCUUCCAAACUCCCCCUGUCAUUCUGCAGACUCAACAUCUGUGUCAGGGCCCUACCACGGACAGGCCAGUAAUGGAGGUCAGUGUAGUGACAUCUCCUCCUCCCUGCCCUCCACUCCUGUGGUUGGUCAUAGAGAGCUGCGGGGAGAAGGAGGCUCUCAGAGAAAUGUCCCUCGACGACGGACAUCCCUAUUUGGGAAUCGCAGAGGGAGUGACUCAGAAAAGAAAACACCUGACAACAGGGCUGAAGUAGCUGGCAUACGUUCAACUUUCAUCAGACAGGGCAUACUCUACAAACGCAGUGGAAGCUCGCUGAACAAGGAUUGGAAGAAAAAGUUUGUUACACUGUCUAACAAUGGCAUUCUGUAUUACCAUUCAAAUCAAAAUGACUACACGCAGAACGUGCAUGGUAAAGAGAUCAAUUUGUUACGCGUGACGGUCAAAGUGCCAGGCAAGCGCCCCCCUCGUGCUAUGACUCCCGGUGUCUCGACAUCAGCCCUGAAUGGAGUACCCAAGGAUGGACUGGCCUCUGAAGGGACCUCACCGGCUGCCUCCUUAAGCCCUGUCAGCCUGCUGCCUGUGGAUGAGGGAGCCGGAGUAACCAAUCCCCCCGCUCGGGAGACUGGACUUCGAGAGACUGGGCUUCGACGGUGCGCUUCAACACUGUCAAAUAAGAACUUCCCCACAGACGCUGACGGAAUUUCCAGCCUGGCCUCAGGAAAAGAACAGGUCCCAGCCUCCCCAAUGACCAACCGGAAAAAGCCCACAAGGAAAAAAAGCAUGAACCCCAAAGGUGAUGCAGCCAUGGGUCAAGCUGAGGAGGAGGACAAUCGCGACUUCAUAAUAGUAUCAAGCACAGGACAAACCUGGCACUUUGAAGCCUUAAGUCAAGACGAGAGAGAUGCCUGGGUCCUAGCCAUUGAGAGUCAGAUCCUUGCCUGUCUGCAAGGCUGUGAGAGCAACAGGCAUAAGGCUCGGCGCAACAGCCAGAGUGAAUUGGCCCUGCAAGCUAUCCGUAAUGCUAAGGGCAACAACCUCUGUGUCGACUGUGGAGCACCAAAUCCAACAUGGGCGAGUCUUAACCUGGGAGCACUAAUCUGCAUUGAGUGCUCAGGUAUCCAUAGGAACCUGGGGACCCAUCUGUCCCGUGUCCGCUCUCUGGACCUAGAUGACCUGUCCCCUGAGCUCUCCCAAGUGCUAAGAGCUAUCGGGAACCACAUGGCAAACAGUGUCUGGGAGAGCUGUACUCAGGGGCGACACAAGCCAACGCCAGAGGCCUCCAGGGAGGAGAGGGAGGCAUGGAUUCGAGCCAAGUAUGAGCAGCGUGUCUUCGUAGCGCCCUUGCCUGCCCAGGCUGAGGACAGCAGGGGUUCCAUGUCAGACUGGCUGCUCUGUGCAGUGGUCGAGAGGGACCUCCCCCGCCUACUGCUGCUCCUGGCCCACAGCAACAAGGAGCUGAUCAAUGCCCCGCUGGUCAAGGCUUCUCCACACCCACGCACAGCCCUACAUGCUGCUUGCAAUCUUGGGGAUGUGGUUAUGACCCAACUGCUGGUCUGGAACGGCAUUGAUGUGAAGGCAAAAGGUCCACAAGGCCAGACAGCUUUGGCCAUGGCUCGAAACGCAGGGAGCAGAGAGUGUGCUGAGAUCCUGCUGCAAUACGGUUGUCCCAAUGAACUCUCUCCCACCAUGUCUACACCUAGCCUCUCCCGAAAAAAUAGCACAACCAGUUUGGGAAGAGCCAACUCCAGGAGAAGGGAGAACUUCUGAUGUCUUAAAUACAGAGACAUGGAUAGAAUAUAUAUAUAUACAUCUAGAAAACUUCAAGAAUUAAUUGUAAAAAGAUCAUUUGAAAUCUGAAAAAGUGUGUGUGUGUGUGUGUGUGUGUGUGUGUGAGAGAGAGAGAGUGAGAGAGAGAGAGAGAGAGAGAGAGAGAGAGAGGAAGAUUGUGACCUCCUCUGUAGUCAUCACUGAAAUCUACAAGGACCGUUUAAAAUAACUGAUAUCAAUGUAACCAACGAAAGGAUUUUUCAGAUACUGGUCAAUGUAAUAUCAAUGUUAUCACCAUGUGUGCAAAAUCGUUUUUCAUACUCUGCAUCACUAUUAGUACAAAAUGUUUGCAUUUCAAGAAUAAUCAAGUACGCAGUAUUUUUA
Molecule: messenger RNA, 3050 nt
Organism: Sardina pilchardus (European sardine)
Lineage: Eukaryota; Metazoa; Chordata; Actinopteri; Clupeiformes; Clupeidae
Gene: agap2
Product: ArfGAP with GTPase domain, ankyrin repeat and PH domain 2
Exons: 18
Coding region: 171-2666 (831 amino acids)
Biological process (GO): activation of GTPase activity; negative regulation of neuron apoptotic process
Cellular component (GO): nucleus
Molecular function (GO): GTPase activator activity; GTP binding; protein binding
Source: RefSeq, a predicted model, not a curated record